CCUGUCCGCCAUGUUCGUUCCUUCCGCGGCGCCCGGCGGCGGUGGCGCAGCCCGGGACCGGCAGCGGCGGCAGGAGCGGCCACAGCCCCAUCCUGCGGGCUGGGAUCGGCCUCGCCAGCGCGCCCGGGAGCGGCGGCAGUUCCCUUCCCGCGGUCUGGAGCCGAGCCAGAUUUUUGGAAACUUGCAGAUCUGCUAUAGGCAACAAGUUUAAUCACUGUAGUGAUUGAGGUCUGAGAAAUGUAAAUCCUCCACAAACAGUCUAGGAAAACAGGAGGAUCUGUUCCCGUAACAAUGGCAGCAAAAUCAUCACUCCUUAAAGUAAUACUGCUAGGCGAUGGUGGAGUUGGGAAGAGUUCCCUCAUGAACAGAUAUGUCACCAACAAGUUCGAUGCACAGUUGUUUCAUACAAUAGGUGUGGAAUUCUUAAAUAAAGAGUUGGAAGUCGAUGGACAUUUUGUUACAAUGCAGAUAUGGGACACAGCAGGUCAGGAACGGUUUAGGAGCUUGCGGACUCCUUUCUAUAGAGGUUCUGACUGUUGCCUGCUAACCUUCAGCGUGGAUGACUCUCAAAGCUUCCAAAACUUAAGCAACUGGAAGAAAGAAUUCAUUUAUUAUGCAGAUGUCAAGGAGCCUGAAAGUUUUCCAUUUGUGAUACUGGGUAACAAAGUUGAUAUCGAUGAAAGGCAAGUAUCUACAGAAGAAGCCCAAGACUGGUGCAGGAAUAAUGGCAACCAUCCCUAUUUUGAAACCAGUGCAAAAGAUGCCACUAAUGUUGCAGCAGCCUUUGAAGAAGCUGUUAGAAGAGUUCUAGCCUCUGAAGAUAGAUCAGAUCACUUUAUUCAAACAGAUACAGUAAACCUUCAUCGGAAACCGAAGCCCAGCUCAUCUUGUUGUUGACUUAAAUUUAUUUUUGCCAAAUUACUGUUGACUAGCUUGUUCUGUAAAAGAAUGGAGAAGGUGUAGUAGAUAGAAUAACAAUGGGUUUCACUCUAAUAUUAAAAUCGUAAUAUUCUGCUGCUUUUAUGGGGGAGAAAAAGAAAAAUCUCCAUUCAUGAGUGACCCGUUAUUGAAUUAGUGAUGCUUUCUGUUCAGGAAGACAUCAAGGAAGAAAAUAAUAUAAGAAUGUAAUUUGCCAACUUUAUUCAAAUGAUAAAUACUUUGAAUAUAAUUAAAACUUGAAAGUUCUAGAAGCACUACUUUGGAGAAGCUGUUCUGGAAUUCAGGCACAAAGAUACUUUUAUAUGUGUAUAUUUUUAUGAAAUUGGCAUUCCACUUUUGUUUCCUUAGAUGUCAGUUUCUUAACAAUGCUAGAUAUUAAACUUCAGUCUCACUACAUUCCUUUUGCUGUGAGUGGUACUUCAUCUCUAAUGUGGUUAUUAUAAGUUAAUAUAAAUUAUGUCCAGGUCUUCUACAAUUGCCUAAUGUUGCUGUAAAUUGUGUAGGUUUGUAAGUAGGAAGCAAAUUUCCUACGUAUUUAAUGUCCAUUUUUUCCCAAAUACUAUUCUAAUGCUGCACUAAUUUUUCCAGUGGUUUAAUGCAAAAUACUGAUAAUUUUCAAAAUUAAUGUGUAUCCUCACCUUAAGUCCAUGCUAGCAUGUUACUGAUCAAUAAGGUGAGAAAUCUGAGUAACUGAAGUAUAACCAUUUUUUGAAAAAGAAAUGCUUUUUUCAGUCAGCUUUAAUAGCACUUGAAAGGAUCCUCAUUGUGACAGUUUUUUAGGAAAACUCCUUGUGUACAGCCUUAGAAGCUCCAAACUUCUUGUUCCUGUUAACCUGAGCUAUGAUUGUGUUUACCAGUAAUAUCUCCACUGUGAUAUUAAGGAUUGGCAAUACGUAGAGAACUCAGGAAGCUCUUGACUUACAGUAGAUUUGACAGCUUUCAGCCCUAAUACAGGUAUAUAAAAAUAGUGUUUGAGCUGAAUUUGAUAAUUAUUAAAAUUGCUAUUUUAGGAUAUGGACUUGUACCUUUAAGAGAUAAUGUCUUUUAUAUUACGGAAUUAAUUUCAUAAUUAUGAACCAGAGCAAAUUCUGUAUUUGUUGGACAGUUUUUUUGCAGUCAGGCAGACAAAACUGCAGGUGUUUUUGAGGCUUUCAGGUGCAGUUUAAGUGGUAGAAUACUUGUAUGAGAAAUUCUUCAAUAUUGGCUCUCAAAAGUAACCACUGUCCUUGCAGUAGCAAAAUUGCAGUGCACUAGCAAUUGCUUCCAUCUGUAAUUGACUGCUAACAGGCACACAUGUAUGUGUGGUCUGAGAGAGGAAGUCUGAUACUGCAGGACAGGCCAUGUUAUUCAUUAAACAACUGCUUUCUGUAGAGAAACUUUUUUGUUUCAAUGGAAAAGCCUUUCUUGAGAGUACAUUACCAGCAAGCACUUUAUCUUAAAAGUAUCUAACCAAUCUGUACCUACCAGCUGUAAUUAUUUGGAAGUAAAGCUUGCAAAACCAAACCCUUCUUGUUCCUCUUAGUACACUUUUCUGAAUGUAUUUUAUACUUGCUUGAACUUGUCCAGGACAACUUUAGUCUGCAGAUCUGCUACUCCUGCUUAAAACUACCAUCUUUUUAUCUUCUGUGCAUUCCUGAUUCAUUCUUGCAGCCCUGCAUCUUCACCAACAGAACUGUGUUUUAAACUUAGUCCCUGAGCAGUUAAACAUAGGUUGAACUACUACUUAUGUUUAAUUUCUAGUCAAUGAAUAAAAAUAUCUGUGAAGAAAAUCUUAGCUAAAUUCCUCCUAAUCUUAGGAUGAGAGAGCAAAAAGCUUUAUAAAUGAAGAUUGCUUGUGUCAGGGGCUACUAAGCUAGUGACAUGAAAUUUUUGUAAAACUACUACCUUGCUACUUAAAGCUUCCUUUAACAUUCAUUUUAGCAGAGAUUAAGGUUGAAACAAAACAGGAGCUGAAGAUACUGUGACUAGAGUACUAUAGAUACCAUUCAAGUAAGAUUGUUAAAAAGGAAAAAUGAAGGAUGAGAACCACUGUGGUCUUUCUUCUGUGUAGGCAUCUGUGUUUUCCUAUCUGUCCCCUUUCCAUUUAACAUAACAAGUAGGUUUAAUAAAAUUAAAACAUAA
This is a messenger RNA of Lonchura striata (white-rumped munia), 3060 nucleotides long. It is a transcript of the gene RAB9A, whose product is annotated as RAB9A, member RAS oncogene family. Gene Ontology annotation, molecular function: GTPase activity; GTP binding. Gene Ontology annotation, biological process: Rab protein signal transduction; retrograde transport, endosome to Golgi. NCBI's taxonomy places the organism in Eukaryota, Metazoa, Chordata, Aves, Passeriformes, Estrildidae. Gene Ontology annotation, cellular component: phagocytic vesicle; lysosome; late endosome. The record is from RefSeq and is a predicted model, not a curated record.